AUGUCGGAAAGCAAAGGCAAAGGCUGGGGCAAGCGCCGGGAUGAUGCAGGUGAGGAGAAGAUCCACCAGUACCGACAUUCCUUGGAGAGUGGCUACAAUGCCGAGCAGAGCGAGGGCGACCUCGUGAGCGUCGAGAUGGACGCUCUCGUCUUCCUGCAGAUCAUGAAGCAUUGCAGGCAACACGCCCCCCAGCCAGUCACAGGACAGCUGCUGGGAAUGGAUGUUGGCAGUGUCCUGCAGCUCACCCACUCCUUCGGCUACGUGCAGAAAGGUGCGGAGACAGAGACAACGGCACAGAUGGACGAGGGCGUGCAGUUUCAGAUGGACACGCUGAGGAAGCUACGAGAGGUGAACGUGGACUCCAACACCGUCGGAUGGUAUCAAACCACGCACUUGGGCCAGUUCAUCAACAAAGACGUGAUUCAUUCACAGCAUGGCUUCCAGACAGAGAUCCCUCGAUCUGUUUUGGUGGUCUACGACUCCCUCCAGGCGGCCAUUGGGAAGCCUUCCUUCAAAGCUUUGCAGCUGACGAAGGAGUUCAUGGAGAUGCAGCUUGGGCGUUGA
Molecule: messenger RNA, 564 nt
Organism: Durusdinium trenchii
Lineage: Eukaryota; Dinophyceae; Suessiales; Symbiodiniaceae
Source: the annotation of a GenBank genome assembly